CUUGCUAACAACAGCUGCAUGGCGUUAGCUUGCCUUGGAGUUCUCGCCCUGUCAAUGCAGAGCUCCUAGCUCGUGUGGACCGAGGCUCAAUACCUUCGGGUUAUCCUCGUUCCGCAAAGCUACAAGAUAUUAUAAUUAACCAGUAACUUCCCUGUCGCUUCUACACAAACUCUCCCUGGCUUCGCGUCUCUUGUUGCUCUGCGUCGGUUGUGAAAGGCAGUUGCCAAGUCAAGUAUGUCUGGAGUCAAACGCAAAAUUGAAGAUGUUGACCCAGACUAUGAAGAGGUAUCCCAAGUUAGGGAGAAUAAGAGGAGCAAAGUCGUGGAACAGAAUGCACGGGAGGCAACGGUGCAUAAAAUGGAAGCCAUAAUCAAAGACCAGUUCACCAUGGAGAUGAAGAAUAAAGAGCAUGAGAUUGAAGUGAUCACUCAGCGUCUUAAUGAAGCUCGGCGGAUGAUGGACAAGCUGAGGGCCUGCAUCGUGGCUAACUAUUACGCUAAUGCAGGCCAGCCCAAAGCCCCAGAGACGACGUCGAGGAGUAGCACCUCGGUGCUGAACCACCCGGCCAUAAAGCGUUUCCUGGAGCCGCCAUCUCGCUCCUCGUCCCCUCUCAACCAGGGAUCGGAGGCCGCGUCGAUCGGACCCUCGGACAGCGAGGCCCUGGCGCAACAUCCUUCCGGUAGCCACGGCGACCGCGAUGGAACGUUGAGGGAGGUGGGCGGCAGCACCGAACGCCGGCCAGGAAGAAACACGGGCAAGGACACGUUUGGGGUACCCUCGUCCGCCGCGGUCGCCGCCGCCCCAGAGCCCCAUGUCACCCAUCACUCGGCUGGGGACGAGGGCUCACGCCUCUACGUCAAGAAGACCAUUGUUGUGGGAAACGUCUCCAAGUACAUAGCCCCGGACAAGAGGGAGGAGAAUGACCAGUCCACCCACAAGUGGAUGGUCUACGUCAGAGGCUCCAGGAAGGAGCCGACCAUUGACCACUUUGUGAGGAAGGUGUGGUUCUUCCUGCACCCCAGCUACCGGCCCAAUGACCUCGUGGAAGUCAGUGAGCCUCCUUUCCACCUGACGAGGCGCGGCUGGGGGGAGUUUCCGGUGCGGGUUCAGAUCCACUUCAAGGACACGCGGAACAAACGCAUCGACAUCAUACACAACCUAAAGCUCGACCGAACGUACACAGGACUGCAGACACUGGGAGCGGAGACGGUGGUGGAUGUGGAACUCCACCGCAGUUCGCUCGGCCAAGACUUCCUGCCUAAGCCCCUCCCCUCUUCCUCCUCCGCCUCUUCCUCCUCCGCGUCCUCCGGUUCCUCCAAGGGCUCGUGUAUGGUCCCCUCCUCCCAUGGUGCCCACUCCGUCUCCGGUCACCUCUCCACGGCCUCCCCCAGCCCCCUCUCUCAGGAUGCCCUGCUCGGCCUGGAGAAAGGCGUGGCCGUCAAGACGGAGUCGGGUCGCACCCCGUGCUCCGAGCGGACGACGUCGCGCCCCAAGCUGCUGACCGAGAAGAUCACGCUCGGUUCCCACGGCAACUCGGCCUUCCAGCCGAUCACGGGCAGCUGCAAGAUCGUCCCGCAGCAGAGCCAGGCGCCGAGCCCCUCGGAGUCCCCCGGGAAGUCCUUCCAACCCAUCACCAUGAGCUGCAAGAUCGUGUCUGGAAAUCCUACAGCCAAGCAGUCUGUAGCGGCCCACGGCUCCAAACCCUCUGCCUCGAAAGUCCACACGGGCAGCCUCCUGUCGUCCGGAGUCAAGGUGAUUAUAAAGCAGGAGCCGGGGGAGGUUCCCACUCAACCUCAGCCGUCGCCACAGCAGCUCAUGGUCUCCACGGCAACGGCCCAGCAGCAACAUCAGUCGUCGCCAUCGGCGCAGCAGUUUGUGGCUGUGAAGGGAGGUCACGUGAUCACCAUGUCCCCCUCCCAGAAGCAAGGGGGCGUGGCAGCGGGCACUGGAGCCACACCCAGCAAGGUGCUGGGCAUCCCUGUGGGCUCUACGCUGCAGUCGGCCGUGAAGCAGGCGGCCCUCGGCAGCGGCCAGAUCCUCGUGGCCAAGUCCAGCCCUGCCGUCUCCAAGGUGAUGACCCAGAAGCAGGUGGUGGCGCAGGGCGUCGCCAAGGCGCUUGUAAGCGGCAGCGGUGGCGCGGCAGGCGGGGCCGGCGGGCAGCAGGUGCAUGCGGUAACCAAGGCAACCGGCGGGUCGUCAGGCGGCGGGAAGAGCGGAGUGAUGGCCACGUUGCAGCUGCCGGCUAACAACCUAGCCAACCUGGCCAGCCUCCCGCCGGGCACCAAGCUCUACCUCACCACCAACAGCAAGAACCCCUCUGGCAAGGGCAAGCUGCUGCUCAUACCCCAGGGAGCCAUCCUGAGGGCCACGGGUUCAGGUCAGCAGUCUCAGAGUGCAGCCUCGUCGGGCUCGGGGUCGUCUCAGUCCUCCUCGGGCAGCUCGUCUGGCUCCAGCCUCCCCUCCAACCUCUCCUGCACCUCCUACAUCCUCAAACAGACACCACAGGGCACGUUUCUGGUUGGCCAGCCCAGUGGUUCCGGAAAGCAGAGCUCAUCGGGCUCCUCUUCGGCUCACUCGGCAUCAGGCGCGGGCGGUACCAACCAGCAGUCCAUUCGGGUCACGCCGGGCCAGAAGGCAGCCAUCCUGGCCCAGGUGGUGGGCGGGUCGCAGUCCUCUCAGGUAAAGAUGUCGGACGGCUCGGUGAAGACGAUGACGUCGGCGUCUGCGGCGGCGGCUCACCUGUCUAAGCCGGGCAUGACCACGCUGAGGAUGGCAGGAGGCGUCAUCACCACCACCAGCACCCCCUCCUCCGCCCCUACCACCCCCACCCAACAGGCUGCAGAGGGCGCCAGAGUCCCCUCCUUCCCCGCCCCGGCGUCCUCACCCGCCUCCUCGUCCCCCUCCCCGAAGCCCUCGUCCCAGCAGCACCAGCUCCUGGUGGCAGCCAACCAGGCGGCCGUCAUCAGCGCCGCCAAGAACGCCAGCAACGCAGCCGCCGCCGCCGCCAUGGCUGCAGCCGCCGCUGCCGCAUCAGCUUCUGCAUCCUCCGCCGCCGCCACGUCCAAGACGACCACGGGUGGCACGGUGGUGAACGUUGCUAAGAGCGUGGCGGCCAACAUUCCGGUGAUCAGCCUGGGCAAGGGGCAGACGGGCCAGGCGGUGGUGAGCAUGCCCAAGAGCGCCAGCCCAUCGCUCGUUACCGCGGCGUCGCUGGUCGCUGGCAGUGGUGGGACGGUCAGUGGGAAGGCUGCAGCCACCCUGUCAGGCAUGUUGAAGCUGCAUGCGGGUCAGCAGAGCUCCCAGCCCACGGUGCUCACCAUCCCUGCCAACCAGCUGAAGCAGCUGAGCGUGGGCACGGGGCCCGGAGGGGUGCAGACCAUACUCAUGCCCGUGGGCAAAGUUAUGCCAUCCCCCCCAUCCGCACGUAAAGGACCCUCUACCACCACCACCACAACCAACAGUGCUACUACUACCCAAAAUGCACCAGCCGCCACCUCCACACCCAAAAUACCCAAUGUGAAGACAGAGCCGGGUGUGUACAGCUGCAGUGGUCCCGGUCGGAGGACGCCCACUUCCUCCUCCACCCCAGGCCCCGCCCCCACGCCCGCCACCGCCAGCAUCAAGGUGGAGCAGCGGUCAGAGUCUCCGCACGAGCUCAGCACCGAGUACAUUGAGAAUAUGACUCAGCUGUUGACAGCGGCGGUGAAGAAGUUUCCCCUCAUCGUGCCGGAGAAGAAUGAGGACUCUCAUCCGUUCUGUGCCACGUCUGUAGAACAGUAUUACACCUGGAACAUUGGCAAGCGGCGUGCAGCAGAGCUGCAGCGAGCGGUGGCUGUGAGGCGCAUGGUGCAGGACGCGCUGAAGAGGAUCCCCGCGCUGCAGCCUGUCACGCCGCCCAAGACACGUGAGGUCGCCCAGUGGUGCCGCCACCACGGUUACACGCCGCCCGAGCCCCGACGCACAGAGGAGUCCAUCGAGGACAUCCUCACGCAGAUCGACAACGAGCCAGAGUGUCCGUCGACGCUGCAGGACUGCGAGGAGCUGUGUCUGCGUGUGGAGCAGCUGCAGCAGCUGCUGAAGACGGAGGAGGAGGAGGACAGCGACGAGCCCCUGGACGUGGUGAGCGUCGCGCUUCCCUGCUCCUCUUCCUGCGCCUCCUCCUCCUCCUCCUCGUCCGCCGCGGGGCUCGGCGGCCCGCUGAACCCCAAAACGGAGCCGCAGGGGGGGCCCACUGAGCCCAGCUUUCACCUGGGGGCCGACCCCCCUCAGCAGUUCAUCAGGGACACCGCCGAACAGGUCGGGGUGACCUUCCAGCCUCUGGAGGUGGAGAAGAAUGUCUUUGCUCCCGUGCUUGAAGCCAUGAUCCUAAAGGCAACGGAGCAGUUUGCCAGUGAUGUCUUACGAGGCGCCUUGGCCAACGCCUACAUGAAGUCUACUCAGAACAGGCCUCCGCACGAGGUGUCUGUCAUGAACGUACACCAAUCGGUCUGCAGCAUUCCGUCAUGUGACUUCCUGACCAACCACCACAUGGGCUUCGAGAUCAAAGAGACUGACCAGACGGAAUGAGAGAGAGAGAGCGAGACCUGCCUUCGACUGAAACGCAUGCACACACCCCUUUGCUCUUACCCCUUGCAGACACAUACAGACGGGUGCAUGCACACACACACACACACACACACACACACACACACACACACACACACACACACACACACACACACACACACACCCUCUGCAAGACUUGACGGGGGUCAAAGAGCAAUUGAAGUGGCAGACACAGCAGCUGACCCGCAGACUCUUCCGCCAAGGGAGGGAUCAACGGUCAGGCGUCGGCCAUUUUUUUUUACUUUACGAAGUCGUUAUGAACUCGAGCAAACUGUAAUGACCAAUGAGAUCAGGGGUCAUGGGUCGUAUUCACUCUACUGUGGGCUGUUGGUUAAACUACACCUUAAAGCCUUUUUGGACUGCACCUGGACCUGGGCUGGAGCGGGUAGUACCAUGCAGAUACAUUGUCCUGUUUUAGUGUAGGUUGGUGGGCCAGUAAUCAUAGACUGACACUGUGAAGUGUGUAUGUGUGUGUCUGUGUGUCUCUGUCUUCGUUUUUUUUAAAAAAGAUUUUUAUGUUUUUUUGUCUUUUAGGACUUUAUUGAUGAUAGGACAGUUUGAGAGGUGGACAGGAAGCGAAUGGAGAGAGAGAUGGGGAGGGGUCGGUAAAGGACCGGGAAUCGAACCCGGGUCGGCCGCAUGGCAGACGAGUACCCUACCGGUUGGCCACGGCAGGGCCCUGUCUCCGGUUUUUGUAUGUGUGUGUGGAUGUGCACAAACCCCAAGGGGAGGCGGAUGUUUUGUAGCCAUAUAGGUUCAUCAUAACAAUACAAGCUUAAUCAACAAAGGAUGAUGUACAUGAUUAUCAUGGUGUGCAGUGCAUUGUUAGCACUGCUUGUACUGUAUGUCUACGUCUCCUUGAAGCUGUAUACUGUGUGUGUGUGUGUGUGUGUGCCCUGGGCUGGUUACAGACAAAGUGUUGUGCUUCAAGCAUUCUCAGCAUGUCAUAUUUGGCCACAUUUACAAAAUAAUUUAGUAAUUAAUUAUUAAUAAUAAUUAAAAAACAGAGGAAUGGAGGAAUUGAUGCUGCGAUGCUUGCACAUGCAGUGGAUCUUUCAGCUGUCCAGUCUAUUCCAGUCUGUCUGAUCUAGAGUCUGUCUGUGAACGGUUACAUACGAGUGCCAGUCUCCUGUAUCCUCACAACGGCAGGUAGCUAGGCCUGGAGCUGCUACCAUUUGGAUGCUCAAGAUUUAGGUUCCGGAACAUGUGCGCACACAGUGUUGAGGUUCCAAGGCUGUUGCCAUCAGCUUUCUUUUUGGAGUUAAAUGUAAUGGUUAAUGGUUAACCAUAGAUAUGAAGAAAAGCAAGAAAUGAAAUGAAUAAAAUAAUAUGAUCAUGACAGCAGUUCCCUGUUGGUGUUUUGGGUGUGCCUGCUUCAUUAGCACUCUGGCUUAUGUGGCAUGCAUGCGGUGUCUGCAGGUGAAUAAGGCCUGAUAAUCGUAUGGAGUAUUGAAUAUGAAGCAAGAGGGCUGUCCAUGUGCAACUGUAAUAGAUUAUCUUUUUUUUAUACCAGUAUAGAUGGUGGUGACUGAGUAUGUGAACUUACAACAUAGUGCUAUAAAAAAGGUUUAUUAAAGGUUAAUAUCUUGGAUGGUUGUCACUUCCUUCGUUUACAUGACAGUCUUAGUUCCGAAUUAACUCCAUUUAAUUCUGAAUAAAGAUUAAUUCCGCUUUGAAAACGUCAUGUAAAAACUUCUUAAUUCAGAAUUAAAUGAAAGAUCAAAGUAAAUUCGACUGAACUAUUUUAAUUCUGAAUUAUUGAUCCGGAAUUAAAAUUGUCAUGUAAACGUAGCAAUUGUCUAACGAGUGUGUAAUAUAUUCCUGGAUGAUUGAAGAAAAUAUCUGAACUGUACCUUGUACUCCUUGUACUGUAGUGACUGUUUUUCAUCGAAGUGUGAACGGCAUAGCUUUUAUAUUAUUGAGUUUAAACACUCAUAACAACUAACAGAGCCUCUUUGUUGCAUCAAACUACUUGGGUUUUCAAACUCAUCACAUAAUAAAUAAACAAACUACGAAGAAGGGAAGUAUGUCCGUCACCCCUUAGCUGUUGAUAUCUGGAAUGUUUGUCCAUUUGUCCAUGAUCACUACGUCAUAUAUUCCUGAAGAUCAUGUCAUUCAGGGAACUUAAAGUAUUUUUUCCAAAGAUUUUUUUUUAAUGAUUCUGGUCUUGGGAGUUGUUCAACAGUGGUGCGUCUGUGUCUGUAAUGUAUGCAUUGUGGGUGAAUGCUCCAACUGCUAUGUUCUAUCGUCAUGGUAAUCAUUGUCAAUAGGAUGCCAAUAACGCUGGAGGGUGUGACCAAACUGACCACAUUUUGUGAAUAUAACUGCAUUUUAUUGUCUGCUCACAGUGUGCAUUAAGUAAAAAAAACAAAAAAAGAUGUCGGAAUAUUCUUGUAUUAAAAUUAUUAAAAUAUUCAACCUAUA
Molecule: messenger RNA, 7029 nt
Organism: Engraulis encrasicolus (European anchovy)
Lineage: Eukaryota; Metazoa; Chordata; Actinopteri; Clupeiformes; Engraulidae
Gene: yeats2
Product: YEATS domain containing 2
Exons: 29
Coding region: 235-4566 (1443 amino acids)
Biological process (GO): chromatin remodeling; regulation of transcription by RNA polymerase II
Cellular component (GO): ATAC complex; NuA4 histone acetyltransferase complex
Molecular function (GO): histone binding
Source: RefSeq, a predicted model, not a curated record